CUUCAGUGAACAAUUACUUCAUCAGAGAUGAAGGGUCUCAUCGGUGUUGGUAUCCUGCUUCUCAUAGCUAUUGCGAGCUCUGCAGCCCAUUUCCUCCCUGGGCCCCUCGUACCACCUAUCUUACCUAAACCCCCCGUCGUUCCUGAGCCUCACAUCCCUAAACCCCCCCUCGUCCCUGAGCCUCACAUCAGCCCUGAGCCUCACGUCCACCGGGAACAUCAUGAACACCAUGAACACCACGUCGACCAUAAACCCCACGUCGACCAUGAGCGUUACGUUGUUCAUACUGAAAAGGGACGUGUUCGAGGUUCACUUAGAGACUCGGUAUCAAAAUCCACCAAAUACUGUAGUUUCAGAGGAAUUCCUUACGCGAAACCACCAGUGAAAGAGCUUAAGUUUAGGGAACCCGUCGAGGUUGAACCAUGGAAACAUGUGUUAGAGUGUACUAAGGAGAAACCUGUAUGCCUGCAACGUAUUGGCAUGAACGAAACCAUAGUCGGAGAAGAAGACUGCCUCUAUAUUGAUGUCCACACACCUCACACGGAUCUCAAAAACAUCAAAGAAAAGAAAGCAGUCUUAGUAUGGAUCUACGGCCCAGGACUGAUGACGGGAUACUCUGUUCAUGAUCGAAUCGCUCAUGAGCAUUUCAUCGAAGAAGACGUUGUCGUAGUAAAAAUUCAACAUCGUUUGGACGUUUUAGGAUACUUGGCAUUGGAUGUCAAGGGCGUACGAGGUAAUGCGGGUCUGAAGGAUCAGAACUUGGCUUUGCGAUGGGUUCAAAAGAACAUCGAGAAAUUCGGUGGCGAUCCGGACAGAAUAACUUUGUUCGGAGAAGGUUUGAGCAGUGCUCAUGUUGGCUACCACAUGCUCCUGCCUCAUUCCAAAGGUUUGUUCCACAAAACUAUUCACCAUAGUGGUACCCCACUCUGCCCAUGGGCAUUCAAGAACCGGAAUGAAAUAAUCGAAUCCGCGCUGAAACUUGGUGAAAUCGUCGGAGCUCCUACACAUAGUCACGAAGCACUCUUGGAACACUUGGAAAAGCUUUCCGCUACGGAACUUCUACGAAAACUUCAUACCGCCAACUUGCUGCCGUCUCCAAUUUCUUUGGAAUUCGGUGUUACUAUUGAGGAAUGGUUGACCGCUACUCCUAUCGAGCUGCUCAAGAGCGGAAAGAUCCACAAAGGCCCGGUGAUGCUUGGUUUCAACAAGCUCGAGCCGACCAUACUUGCUGCAGGUACCGAUUAUGUCAAGUCUGCCAUGUCUUCCGUUCUGGAAAGUCUCACUAAGACAAUCCCUAUACUCGAAAUUCCUAUUCGAGGCGUUAUCGACAUCGUGACUAAAUUUUUCGAACAAGCAAAUGUGGCAGAGUUUACCACUGCUUACUUCUUCUCUACUGCGGUUGACCUCAUGCAAAGAUAUGUGGUCAAGGCUGCAGAAGACGUGCCAGUGCUAUUCUAUCGUCUGUCCAUCGAGAAAGAAGAAAAGGAUUUGCACGAACUCUACGACACCGUUGUGGAUGUUGGCGAGAAAGUCAGUGAAGAACUUAGCGUUUUGUUCGGUCGUCAAGUAUCACACUCUAGGAAAGACAACAACAAACUCAAUCAGUGGCGCAAGAAGAUGGCGGGAAUUUGGAUUAGUUUCACAAAAGACAUCAAAUCGUCUGUAUCAUCCAAGGCUACUGGUGGCGUGGAAUGGCUUCCCUCUGGAUCGGAUGGAAAACAAUUAGACAUCAGCGAAGAGUUCUCCAUGGGCUCACGUUUGCUCAGCGAAGUAUACAUUACUAUGGAAAAGAUACAUGAAUUUCUAAUGUCGUUUAGCAGAACGAACGACGGCAAAUCUGAUGACGAUAAGACCGCCAAACACGGUGACAAUAAGAACGACAGCCACGGUGAUAGACACGAUGACAAUAAGAAUCAUAGCCACAGUGGCACACAUAGAGACCAUGAAACAGAUCAGCACAGUGGCAAACAUGACAACAAGAGCGGCAGUCACGAUGGCAGACAUAGUGAUAAUGACAGCGGCAGUCACGGUGGUAAAAAUAGUGAUGAUAAGACCCAUAGCCACAGUGGCACACAUGGACACCAUGAAACAGAUCAGCACAGUGGCAAACAUGAUAACAAGAGCAGCAGCCACAGUGGUCAACAUAGUGACGAUAAGAGCAAUAGUCAUGGUGGUAAGAAUAAUGACAACCAUGGUGGUAGACAUAGUGACAAUGAUAGUGGCAGCCACAGUGGUAAACAUAACAACGGUAAGAGCGGCAGCGAAAAUGGCAGACAUGAAGACAAUGAGGACGACAGUCAUGGUGGUAAGAAGAAUGACAAUAAGAGCGGUAGCCACGAUGGUAAGAAGAAUGACAACAAGAGCGGUAGCCACGAUGGUAAGAAUAAUGACAAUAAGAGUGGCAACCACGGAAGUGAACAUGGCGGUAAGAGCGGCAGCGAAAAUGGAAGACAUGAAGACAAUAAGAACGGCAGCCAUGGUGGUAAACAUAGUGACGGUAAGAGCGGCAGCCAAAAUGGCAGACAUGAAGACAAUGAGAACGGUCAGAGUAGUAAUCAAGGUGGCAAUCACAAAGACGGUCAGAGUGAUAAUCACGAUGGCAGUCAAAGCAACGGCAAGAGUGGAAGUCAAAGCAACGGCAAGAGUGGCAGCAAGAGUAGUAGCCAGGAUGGCAGUCAAAGCAACGGCAAGAGUGGAAGUCAAAGUGGCAGCAAGAGUAGCAGCCAGGAUAGCAGCCAGAGUGGCAACAAGAGUAGCAGCCAGAAUAGCAGCCACAGUGGCAGCCAGAGUGGCAGCAAGAGCAGCAGCCAGGAUAGCAGCCAGAGUGGCAACAAGAGUAGCAGCCAGGAUAGCAGCCAGAGUGGCAGUCAAAGCAACGGCAAGAGUGGAAGUCAAAGUGGCAGCCAGAGUGGCAGCAAGAGUAGCAGCGAGGAUAACAGCGAGAGUAGCAGCAAGAGUAGCAGCCAGGAUAGCAGCGAGAUUAGCAACAAGAGUGGCAGUGAGAGUAGCAGCGAGAAUAACAACGAUUGUGGUAGCGAAAGUAGCAGCAAGAGUAGCAGUCAAAGCGGCAGUCAAAGCGGCAGUCAAAGUGGCAGUCAAAGUACCAGUCAAAGCGGCAGUCAAAGUGGCAGUCAAAGUACCAGUCAAGGUGGCAGUCAAAGUACCAGUCAAAGUGGCAGUCAAAGUGGCAGUCAGAGCAGUAGUUCCUCCGGCAAUGCCGGUGGUAAUGAGAGUAAUGGCCAAGUUAGUUGGACAGGUGGCAACAAUGGUAGAACCAUCGUUUGGACUAACCAUGUCAUCAAUGGUACCAAUACUACUUCUGGUAUCAAUGGUAGCAAGGAUGGUAACCAGAAUGGUGGUGAAAGUGGCAUUCAAAGCGGCAGUCAAAGUGGCAGUCAAAGUACCAGUCAAAGCGGCAGUACCGGUGGUAAUGGCAUCAAUGGCCAAGGUAGUAGUACCAGUGGCAACGGCGAUGGCAUGAAGUGGACUACCCGUGUCAUCAAUGGUACCAAUAGUUCUUCGAGUACCAAUGGGAGCAAAGACGGCAAUCAGAGCAGUAGUUCCUCCGGCAAUGCCGGUGGUAAUGAGAGUAAUGGUCAAGUUAGUUGGACAGGUGGCAACAAUGGUCGUACCAUCGUUUGGACUAGCCACGUCAUCAAUGGUACCAAUACUACUUCUAGUACGAAUGGUAGCAAGGAUGGUAACCAGAAUGGUGGUGAAAGUGGCAGUCAGAGCGGUCGUGUUUCCGGCAAUGUCGGUGGUAAUGGAAGCAAUGGCCAAGGUAGUAGUACCAGUAUCAACAACGAUGGCACACACUGGACUACCCGUAUCAACAACGAUGGCACACACUGGACUACCCGUGUCAUCAAUGGUACCAGUAGUUCUUUGAAUAGCAAUGGCAGCAAGGAUGGCAAUUAGAAUGGUAGUCAAAGUGGCGGU
Ceratina calcarata is the source of this 3939-nucleotide messenger RNA. Its product is annotated as putative transmembrane protein DDB_G0289901. NCBI's taxonomy places the organism in Eukaryota, Metazoa, Arthropoda, Insecta, Hymenoptera, Apidae. Bases 28 to 3918 code for a protein of 1296 amino acids. The transcript is spliced from 10 exons. The record is from RefSeq and is a predicted model, not a curated record.